AUGGUCCUCCUUUCUGUUACCAACCGCGUCCUUCAGGUCCCCGAACUUCUGGACACCGUAUGCAGUCACCUCGAUAAUAUCUCCCUCGUUCGUGCUGCUCGCGUGAACAAGACCUGGUCACCCAUCGCCCUUUCGUUCCUGUGGAGGGAACUUGAUGACCCACGUCCUUUGUUCAGACUCCUUGCCCCUGGGGGGUUUGAAUACGGCAACGGCAAAUUCGUGCGUAGCGCCUCGCCUCCUUUAAUUCUCUCAUAUUCCAACUUCGUUUCUUUGUCGCCAAAGGAUUUCAAGACCCUACCGACCGAAGACAACUGGACUCGCUUCGAGCACUACAGCCGCCGCAUUCGAUCUUUGUCCAUUGACGAUACAGACGAAAAGUACAGCCUCAUCUUCGACAAGUUCGCUCGACUGCGUCCACUCCGCCCGCUCUUCCCCUCUUUGCGCAAGCUCGAGUGGAUCGCCCCGAACGAAAACUCUCUCACUCAGCGCAGCGUUCUGUUCAUGCACGACAGCGUACGGGACUUCAGCCUCACCCUACCACCCAUCUACGCACACCACCCCUCCGCCUCCCUCCGACAAUAUUUCAACCACUUCGUCGGACGAAUGCCACUCAUCAGUAGACUUGCGAUCUUGAUGAAAGGAUACGCUGCGAAUAUCGAGAAGGAGCUGGUGGCUUUGACUCUGGCGUUGAAGGAUACGCUUACGACGCUCGUGGUUCCCCGGUACUUUACGACUUCCACUCUAAUCGAAGCGGCUGCAAGUCUUCCUCACCUCACCGCCCUCGCCAGCCAUGACUCCAUCGCCGGCGUCCACAAUGCAGCGCGGCGCUUUGUGCCCAAUCUACCCGCGGGUAGCUUUCCUUCCCUCGUCUCGCUCGAGCUCGGUGUGCCCUUUGUCGACCUCGUCCAGUGGUUCCGCAAGGGCGGCCUACCGGCGACGUUGCAGCAUCUUACAAUCACGACUCCGAGGUUGGAGGGAGUUGGCGGAUAA
Coprinopsis cinerea okayama7#130 is the source of this 990-nucleotide messenger RNA. RefSeq lists its product as hypothetical. The transcript has a single exon. The record is from RefSeq and is a predicted model, not a curated record. The coding region runs from base 1 to 990 and encodes 329 amino acids. Gene Ontology annotation, molecular function: protein binding. Lineage: Eukaryota; Fungi; Basidiomycota; Agaricomycetes; Agaricales; Psathyrellaceae.